AUGCUUUUGCCCGACUUUCCUGGCCAGGGUCAGGAUGGACGCAGUCCUGUUAGUCCAAUCACUCCCAUAUCCGAGGAGUCAGCAGAUGGCGCCGAGGAUAAUCUCAACCCGUCUCCGGAGCAUCCAAUUGAACAGCUUCAAGGCCCCUUUGAAGAGUCCAUUCGUGAAACCAACCACAAAUCUGCGAGUCAGUGGGUGGUGAAUAUCGAUACACAGUCCCGUCGUCGGGAUCUACUGGAGAAUGAUGAAUACGAGCGGCUCUGUGGUCGCAAAUGGCGCCAACGGGCCUCUGAACGAUAUCAUCCUUUUUGGAAGCUGAUUGCACAAAUGGUGUUUGGAGUUCAUUUACUGGCGAACCGAUUGGCCAAAUCAGAGCCACAAGUUAUGAGAAUCCUGCAAAGUCAUGUCGAUGAAAUGGAUGGCUUUCUGCAAAGAACAACCGAGGAUUUUCUAAUUAUCCAAAUGGACGUUCGCACUCGAAUUCAAUAUUUAAGCCUUCCGCUCGACAACUUGCAUUUGUUCGAUCGGAUGCUCGAGGAUCGCAAUUUCCGCCUCUCAUUGAUAGCCUACCACGAUCAGAUAGAACAUGCCGUGGACAGGUUCACCCUUGCCAUUACAGAUUCAAUUCGCGAUCUUCUAAAAGGCAAAGAGGCAAUCAGUGUCCUGUGGCACUAUCUCCUCGAGAAGUCCGGGGAAGGUUGUUUUGAGACCCACAGCCUGAAGGCAUUCUACCAAGCAAUGAUGGACAACCUAGAAGGCUGGCUCGAAGCCUUCUCCAAACUCCGUCGUCGUGGUACAUCCCUCCAAAAGGCACUUGCCCAGCUUGCUCUAGCAGUCACCGAGAUGCAACGCCGAGUGGGCGUAGCAAGCAGGAAGGACGUGCGCUCAUUCGUUAAAUCCUCUCAAACCACCCGCACCCGAUCAGUCAGACAGAAACUGUUCUCCCCCUCACUACCCUCAGAGAAACCACUUCCCCGCGACCCCCUACUGAAACCAAAGAACUCAACCAAGCCGGGCGAGGAGGGAAUAAGUACAGGAAAGGGCAAUGUGGGUCGCAGUACUACCAACCCCAAUGCUUCUAAGCGGGAAAGUAACAUCCCCAGGGUCCUAAGUCGCGCAAAAUCGUGUAGUGCCCUGGCCAUGGACGAUAGUUCCACCGCGACCACCCCUACACCAGCCCCGGUCCCAGUCCCGCGUCCAAGAACAGCAAACAAACUGACCAGAAGACUAUCCAAGCCCUUCCUCCCCAAGAGAUCACUCAGUGAUGGCGAAAAGGCUGAUACGGAACAGAAUCAAGACCGUCCCGCCUCGGCCCCAGCCCGCACCCUCAAAUCCCGCAGCGUGUCCAUGGAACAGCUAAAAGCGUUAUGGGCGAGUAGCACCACUCGUCCCCGAACACAGCAGUCCAUGGCCCAGGCCCAGGCCCAGGCCCAAGCGCAAGCUCAUUCCUCAACCCCAACCCCAACCCCAAUCCCACCCCCACCCCCCGUCCCCCCAAUCCCCGAAUCCCACCGUGUCCCCAAACAAACCCCCAAACAGGACGAUCCCGAAAAAGAAACCUACGAGUCCCUGAAAGAGCAAGUCUCCCAGUUCCUCAAAACAGACCGCGUGGUCGAAGCCUGGGAUACCAUGGCUACUAAAACGGGCACAUGCGGACGCACGCUAUCAAAGACCGCAAAGGAGUGGCCGUGCAGCAUCUUCCGGGCGAAAUCGCCCAACGCAUGGCGUGCGCGCUCGAACGGAGCCACUGAUCUGGGCGCUGCGUCAUCGCCGGACUACGAUAGACAGAUGUCUUGGGUGCAGGAUGCGCCGGAGAUGCUGAAUACGUACUCGUUUAGACAGAGGCCGGAGAUUUCGCCGCGGAUCCAUGUGCUUUCGGUGCAGAUGAUGCUGGAUGAGGAGAUGGAGGAGGUUGGGGGUCCGGUGGGCGGGCAUGGGAUGGCUGUGGAUGAGAUUGAUAUCCCUGAUUCUGGGUCGAUUAUUACUGCUCUCCCGGCGUUGCCGCCUCCCACGCCUCCUACUAUUCCUUCUGUGGCGCAGGAGUAUAGGCCCAGAACUGUUGAGUGUGCACAGGGUUGA
Messenger RNA from Penicillium verhagenii, 2079 nucleotides. RefSeq lists its product as uncharacterized. Lineage: Eukaryota; Fungi; Ascomycota; Eurotiomycetes; Eurotiales; Aspergillaceae. The transcript has 2 exons. The record is from RefSeq and is a predicted model, not a curated record. The coding region runs from base 1 to 2079 and encodes 692 amino acids.